GCUACGUAUGCGUGCUAAAAGGUUGACACCCCACACUGAUAUUGCUUCAGUCUGGACUUGGCUCACACUACAAGCUCUGGCUAAAGGACCAGUUAGCAAACGUAGCAGCCGCUCAGUUUUAGGUUCCCAGAUCCUAUUCACGUCGGGCUAUUGUGUGGAUGGAUAUAAAGCUUUACAUGGGGAGGAGGAGGCCGUAAAACAACGACAUCGCACUUCAGGAGCUACACAGAGGACAUGAUAAUCGAGGAGAGGGCCCGUAUCUGCAUUUUACUGCGCCCACACCGAAUUCAUUGAGUCGGUAACCAGCGUCCGACAUGGGGAAGGAAGUAAAUGGUGUUUCACGGAGCCGGUUUGAGAUGUUCACAAAUAGUGACGAGGCGGUCAUCAAUAAGAAGCUACCCAAGGAGCUGUUACUACGAAUCUUCUCCUUUCUGGAUGUGGUGACACUCUGUCGCUGUGCCCAAGUCUCUCGGUCCUGGAAUGUCCUGGCUUUGGAUGGCAGCAACUGGCAGAGAAUCGACCUCUUUGAUUUUCAGAGGGACAUUGAAGGCCGGGUGGUGGAAAACAUUUCAAAGCGAUGUGGGGGGUUCCUUAGGAAGCUGAGUCUUAGAGGCUGCCUGGGUGUGGGCGACAGCGCCUUAAGGACCUUUGCACAGAACUGCAGGAACAUUGAGCUGCUUAGUCUGAACGGCUGUACCAAGAUCACUGACAGCACAUGUAAUAGCCUCAGUAAGUUCUGUCCAAAGCUGAAGCACCUGGACCUCGCCUCCUGCACUUGCAUCACCAACCUGUCACUUAAAGCUCUCAGUGAGGGCUGUCCUCUGUUAGAGCAGUUAAACAUCUCCUGGUGUGAUCAGGUCACAAAGGACGGCAUCCAGGCUCUGGUACGCUCCUGUCCUGGACUCAAAGGCCUUUUCCUCAAGGGGUGCACCCAGUUAGAAGAUGAGGCCCUGAAGCAUAUUGGGGCUCACUGUCCAGAGUUGGUCACACUUAACUUGCAGACAUGCUCACAGAUCACAGAUGAGGGCCUCAUCACAAUUUGUCGGGGUUGUCACCGCCUGCAGUCUCUGUGUGUGUCGGGUUGUGGCAACAUCACAGAUGCCAUCUUGCAUGCCCUGGGACAGAACUGCCCCCGCCUCAGAAUAUUAGAAGUGGCUCGCUGCUCUCAGCUUACAGAUGUGGGCUUCACUACAUUAGCCAGGAAUUGUCAUGAACUCGAGAAGAUGGAUCUAGAAGAAUGUGUGCAGAUCACAGAUGGAACACUCAUCCAGCUGUCAAUCCACUGCCCUCGCUUGCAAGUCCUGAGUCUGUCUCACUGUGAACUGAUCACCGAUGAUGGCAUCAGGCACCUCGGCAGCGGACCCUGCGCUCACGACUGUCUGGAGGUGAUUGAGCUGGACAACUGCCCUCUUAUCACAGACGCAUCGCUGGAGCACCUAAAGAACUGCCAUAGUCUGGAUCGCAUUGAGCUGUACGACUGCCAGCAAAUCACCCGCGCAGGCAUCAAGAGACUAAGGACUCAUCUGCCUAACAUCAAAGUGCAUGCGUACUUCGCUCCUGUCACUCCACCCCCUUCUGUUGGAGGCAGCCGUCAGAGGUUUUGCCGCUGCUGUGUCCUGCUAUGAUGUAAAGACAACAACCCCCCCUUUCCUGUCCUCUUUCGUCCCUCGAAGCCCAACACUUCCACCCUGAACUGCUGUCCCCCUCCCAUCCUUUGCCACUGGUCUAUAGACUACAGGCUGGUGUGCUGAUGUGAGCUGCAGAGAGAGGAAGAGAGACAAACAACGCUACAGGGUCUUGUGUAACUUUCCCAAUAAACAUUCUCUAAUCUCACCGACUUCAGAUACACAACAGGCUGAUACACAGACACAAUCAACAUUUAGAAGAAUCUCAGCUCUUUCCUAGGCUGGAAGUAAUGGAAACAUCAGUAUUAUGAGAGGGUUACAUGAUCAUCACUUUAAAGGGAUUUAAAUUUCCCUCAAAUGAAGUAUGAAUUAAAGCCAAACUCUUCUGGAGACUUUUUUUUUUUUAAAGAUUUCACUUAACCUCUCAGUUCCCUUGGUGUUGAAGGUCACUGAACAGCUACCUCUAAACAGGAACUGCACAUGAGUAAGUUCAGUGUUUGCUUCUGCAGGCUGUUUAUUAAAAAAAAAAAAAAAAUGUUAAAGGGCAGCAUUGCCAGUUAACUGCCAACACCCCAACACCCACAAAGCAGAAAGCCUUUUUAUUUAGUGUUUUUUUUUUUUUGUUUGUUUUUUUUAAGAAUACUUGCAGCUAUUUGCACUUACAGUAAAACACAGACGAGACACUUUACAAAGAUGACCAUCUCAGAAUUGAAGGCAUUUUACUAGCACCACACACCAGCGCUUGCAGCCGCUGUGCUCUCACCUCUCUCUGUCUCUCUGUUACAAUCAGAGGCUUCAAGUUAUGACGAGAGGAAGGAAAAACAAAAAAACAACAAAAAAAAAAAAACAAAGUUUAAUAUUUUUCUAAAAA
Molecule: messenger RNA, 2496 nt
Organism: Melanotaenia boesemani (Boeseman's rainbowfish)
Lineage: Eukaryota; Metazoa; Chordata; Actinopteri; Atheriniformes; Melanotaeniidae
Gene: fbxl20
Product: F-box and leucine-rich repeat protein 20
Exons: 17
Coding region: 315-1625 (436 amino acids)
Biological process (GO): SCF-dependent proteasomal ubiquitin-dependent protein catabolic process
Cellular component (GO): SCF ubiquitin ligase complex
Molecular function (GO): protein binding
Source: RefSeq, a predicted model, not a curated record